AUGGCGAUAGACCGGCGACGCGAAGCGGCUGGCGGAGGCCGGCAGCUGCCCGAGGAGAACGGGUCCCUGCCGGCCGGGGAGGCGGGCUCGGCGGCAGCAGCGACGCUGGCGGUGGCUCCCCCCGCGACCGCGGAGAUCCAGACCCUGCCGCCGCCUGCCGCCGGCUCCUGCAGCCCCCUGCUGCUGGACUACGAUGGCUCGGUGCUGCCUUUCCUCGGCGGGCUGGGCGGCGGGUACCAGAGGACCCUGGUGCUGCUGACUUGGAUCCCGGCCCUUUUCAUCGGCUUCAGCCAGUUCUCGGAUUCCUUCUUGCUGGACCAGCCGGACUUCUGGUGCCGGGAGCCGGACGGGCAGGGCAACGGGACGGACAACUUGACCCGGGGCCUGGCUAACCACAGCCAGAGCAGCAGCGCCGGGAUGCUGGGGGCCCCGGCGCUGCCCACCCCGCCGCCGGGAGACAACGCCAGCCAAUGCCACUGCCACGAGUGGCACUACCUGAUCAGAGCCGGUCUCGUCCAGAACGUCGUGAGCAAGUGGGAUCUCGUUUGUGAAUCUUCCUGGAAGGUCCAUAUUGCUAAAUUCUCCCUACUGGUAGGCUUAAUCUUUGGCUACUUGAUAACAGGAUGUAUAGCUGACUGGGUUGGUCGACGGCCAGUGCUACUCUUCUCGGUCAUAUUCAUUCUGAUAUUUGGACUGACUGUGGCUCUCUCAGUAAAUGUGACAAUGUUCAGCACACUCAGGUUUUUUGAAGGGUUUUGCCUGGCUGGAAUAAUCCUCUCCCUGUAUGCACUGAGAAUAGAACUCUGUCCUCCUGGGCACCGGUUCAUGGUCACCAUGGUGGCAAGCUUCAUUGCAAUGGCAGGACAGUUCCUCAUGCCAGGUCUGGCUGCCCUCUGCAGGGACUGGCAAGUUCUCCAGGCGGUCAUCAUCUGCCCUUUCCUGCUGAUGCUGCUUUACUGGGUUAUUUUCCCGGAGUCCCUUCGGUGGCUGAUGGCUACACAACAAUUUGAGGCAGCCAAGAAACUUAUUCUUCACUUCACUAACAAGAACGAGAUGAACGUUGAAAGUGAUAUCAAAGGAGUGAUGCCCGAGCUGGAGAAGGAGCUUACCAGGAGGCCCAAGAAGGUCUGCAUUGUUAAAGUGGUGGGAACCAGGAACCUGUGGAAAAACAUUGUAGUAUUGUGUGUGAACUCGCUGACCGGGUUUGGGAUACAUCACUGCUUUGCAAAAAGCAUGAUGGGUCAUGAAAUGAAGAACUCGAACCCCCACCAUUUCUAUACAGACUACUAUACCAUGGCAGGGAUUGCCCUGGCCUCCUGCCUGGCUAUGUGCCCGGUCGUUGGGUUUCUAGGGCGAAGAGGGGGACUGCUGCUGUUCAUGAUUCUCACAGCUCUGGCAUCGCUGCUACAGUUAGGCCUUCUCAACUUGAUCGGAAAAUAUAGUCAACUUCCAGACUCAGGUAUGAGUGACAGCGUCAAGGACAAAUUCUCUACUGCAUUUUCCAUUGUGGGUAUGUUUUCUUCGCAUGCUGUUGGAAGUCUUAGUGUUUUCUUCUGUGCUGAAAUCACACCAACAGUAAUAAGGGGAGGUGGACUCGGACUUGUCCUGGCCAGUGCAGGCUUUGGUAUGCUGACUGCACCUAUAAUGGAGCUUCAUAACCAGAAAGGCUACUUUCUGCACCAUGUGAUCUUUGCCUGCUGUACGCUCAUUUGCAUCAUCUGUAUUCUUCUCUUGCCGGAGAGCAAGAACCAAAACCUGCCUGAGAACAUCCCAGACGGCGAACACUACACCAGGAAGCCCCUCCUGCCACACAAGAAAGGGGAGCAGCCCCUGCUUCUGACAAACUCUGAACUCAAGGAUUACUCUGGCCUCCACGAUUCGUCAGCUGUGGGCGACGGGGUGUCCGAGAAUACCACUGCCAAUGGGAUGUAACUGGGCAGAUUUUUUUAUUUUAUUUUAUUUUUUUGGGAGAAGGAGCACUUUGGGUGGGGGCAUUUUGCACGGGUUUGCAGACCAGUAAUGGAACAGAUGGAUACAUGGGGGAAUUCAGCUCUGCUGCUAAAGCCACUUAUUGUAGGAAUCUUCAACUGGUGUACAAAUUACUUUUGAAAAGGUUAUGGGGGGAAAUAACGCAUCUGAGAAAAGAACUGGCCGGAGAUAACCCUUCCAAACUUUCUUUUCCUGGAAUUAAAUGUUUAUAUUUAUUUUGAUUAUCAUUUUAAAGAAGCACUUUACUCCCUUUUCAUUGAUCACAUGAAUGAAGCCAUCUUAUUUCAGGAGGUGCAGCCAUUCCAAAAAAGAAAUGGUGUGAUGUGUUUUGUUUUCAUUUUUGUUUUUGUGUUUUGUUAACGGAAAGAGGUAUCUCUGCUGCAAAGCUGAAUCCACUGAAACUUAGGCUAGAGCAACAUUAGUUCUGCCUGUCUAGAAAGUCAAAUCCCCCAGGUUGCCUGCUCUGUUUGUACAAACAACAAAAAACCUGUUGUGAGUCAAACUCUGGCUGCAUUUUAUUUAGCGUAAAUUAGGUUUUGAUAGUGUCCCCAUAUGUAUUUAAAAGUUAUUUUCUAAAUUAGAGUUGUUUUUUUUACUGUAGUUAAAACAGUCAGCAAAAUACUACACAAACUAGCUUAGUUUUUCAAUCAGGAUCAGCCUUCUACAUUUUAAAUAUCACAUUCAGCUCUUUUAGAGAUUUCCUGCAAGUGAUUAAUAAUAAUAUAAACAACUGAAAUGAAUUGACCACCAGUGGUAAAAUUAGGUUUACCAAGAAUGGUUUUAACUAACAGGAGGUUCAAUAUCUGUAUCCUAGUGUUCCAGAGAAUAUUUUUGGUUAAAGGAGACAAAAUGUAGGAGUAUUGGCUACAAUCUGAAUUGCUUGCUCCAAAAGGGAGUUUAGCUGAAAUUUCCACUAGUACAAGAGCUGUGACAUUGCAUGCCCUAACUGUUUAAAGCCUGUUCUUAUUUAAAUUUAUUUUAUUAGAAUAAAAGGGAAUGAAUUGAUUAUUUGAAUAAAUACUGAAGAUGGGGGGGGGGAAACGAAAGGGCUGUUUAAAAUGUUACUUAAAUAGAGGUCAAGAGGGCACUCCCUAUGAAAUGGGUCAUCUUUAAUUAUACGUUUUUAAAACCUCCUGUCCAAGCCAGAAUUCUGAUUACUAUAUAUUUUGCUGUCUCCUGUUUGCUAUUUCUGACCCAAGAAUUUACAAUGAACUGCCACCUUAAUCCCACCAAAAAUGUGCUCUUCUAGACUCUCCCUUUAAAAAAAAAAAAAAAAAUACUAUAGGAUCAUUUGUUUGAUUAAAGUAAUUUAAAAUGCCUCUGCUUAGUAAAGUAAGAAGCAAAUCUUUCAUUUAUUGUAAAGAUGGCUACUUGAUAAUAGCCAGGUGACCUCCUCCUUCCAGUCCCCAAGCCAGCAAGAGAUUUGCAUUGGCCAUCAGAUUUUGAUUCUUGUUGUGUGAAUGUCUUACGGAUCUAGUUAAUACAAGAACAUUCUGAGCUUAAAAGCUUUUUUGCAUCAUUAACAAUCGCCCCACCACUACCUUCCUUACCUUAUUCACUGAUUUGCCCAGUGGUACAGCCAUUUAAAUGAACAGAGCAGCAGGAUAUGUAAUGUUGUAUUGAGCAUCCAUAUGAUUGCCACUUUGUUUGAUGGACAUCUUGCAUUCAUAGGCAUGGAAAGGCUAAUCUGCACUUUCCUCUUCUUCCCUACCCCUUCUUUUGCUCUAUAUAUUGUCUGUUAACUACUGUACCUACUACUUACAUCCUCCAUUAGGCUGCCUUUGUCCUCUUGUAACCCACACAAAAUCAGCAAGACUGUGAGUAGUGUAGUAAGCUACACAGCCGCAGAUGCUGAUGAGUGCAAGAGGACGAGCAGGCCUGGAGAAGUGACAAAGAUUGUUGUGGUUGGAAAAUCAAUGUUGUCCUAAAGCUGCUAACUUUUGUACAGAGGAUGUGGACAUUUAGGUUCUUUUUGAGCCACGUAAGAAACACUGGACCAGUUGAUGGUAAUUUUGCCUGGAGUUAUGCUAUUGUUUUCACCUUAGUUAGACUUGCUGUGACAGCAACAGACCAAUUUUUCUUACACUCUCUAAACAUCUCUAGUUACUGUACGGUUUGAAAGUGGCCACCUCUCCUUCGUUUUGUUCUGCGUUCAGAUUUUUGCAGUCUGCAUUCACCUCGAAAAUAAGGCCUUUCGGUUUGUGCAGUAUUCAUGUGCCAAAUUUGUGUAAUACCUUUUGCCUUUUAUAUGAAGCUUGUUACAAGCCACAUAUCAGGAAAAGUGGGUUUAUAUCAAAAUCUAGAAAGUAAAACAAAUAAUAAUCCAGGGAGGGGGGCCUUGACACAGGAGAGCAAUAGAGA
This is a messenger RNA of Terrapene triunguis (Three-toed box turtle), 4350 nucleotides long. RefSeq names its product solute carrier family 22 member 23-like. Gene Ontology annotation, molecular function: transmembrane transporter activity. The transcript has 10 exons. Bases 1 to 1932 code for a protein of 643 amino acids. Lineage: Eukaryota; Metazoa; Chordata; Testudines; Emydidae. Gene Ontology annotation, biological process: transmembrane transport. The record is from RefSeq and is a predicted model, not a curated record. Gene Ontology annotation, cellular component: membrane.